This is a messenger RNA of Penicillium lagena, 3048 nucleotides long. RefSeq names its product Rcat domain-containing protein. Gene Ontology annotation, cellular component: ubiquitin ligase complex; cytoplasm. The record is from RefSeq and is a predicted model, not a curated record. Gene Ontology annotation, molecular function: ubiquitin conjugating enzyme binding; ubiquitin protein ligase activity. Lineage: Eukaryota; Fungi; Ascomycota; Eurotiomycetes; Eurotiales; Aspergillaceae. The transcript has 3 exons. Gene Ontology annotation, biological process: protein polyubiquitination; ubiquitin-dependent protein catabolic process; positive regulation of proteasomal ubiquitin-dependent protein catabolic process. Bases 1 to 3048 code for a protein of 1015 amino acids.
AUGUCCAACUAUCUCCACUCGCUCAAAACCUCGCUUCCUCAGAUCAUCUCAGUGUCCGCGCUCACAGAAUGUUUUUCACGUACUGGCCUUCUUGCAUAUCGCGAUUAUGGAGAUAGCAAUUUACUGGAAUGGUCUGGGUGGCUGCAUCAGGAUGCAACAGAAGGCACUGACCAGGAACCCGAUCUUGUCAGCCUCGCGAGAGGCCUCCAUGCUCAAGGUGGCGGCGACUAUCCGGAGGCUGUCAAGACUGCCCUCGCCAAGGCAUACGAGGUGAUGCGAUCCGAAGCGACCACUAUAAUUCUGCUUUAUACCGAUGCGCCUCCGCACAUGGAUGAACCCGCUGCGGUCCUAAGCAAUAAUGCGAAGUCAGAAAGACAACUAUUGUCUCGGAAAGAAUCUUAUUCCGGCAGCGGAUCUAUCUUCCUGAACUGGAUAGCUGGAUGUAAUGCUCUACGCAGUGGACCGAAACACGCCCAGGUCUUCGCGAUUCUCCCGUCAGACAUGCCGCAAUACUGUGCCGCGUACUAUAACUUCCUAGCCACUUUAACGGGCGGUGCUUGUGUUCAUCUCAAUGACAAUCGUCCUGCAAAUAUCUCAAAGCCCCCCGUCUCAGGAGCCAGCAAAGAGCUGGGCUCGGAGACAGUCUCUGCGGAGCUGUCGCGCUACAUCUCUGUCAGCGGUAUCAAGCAAAUUGGCCAAGAGUACGAACAUGCUGCAAGUCCUUUUCUGGCAUUUUCUCCGUGUAAGACCUUGUCUGAGAACCUCACAAGCAUUGGAAUGACUGGAGAGGUCAUGAAAAAGCACCUUCCCAAGAAGGAAAUUCCAGUCAUGAAUUUUGCAGAGCGGUGGAAGACGGAUGCACGAUACAAGGAGCGAGCGGUUAAGCAAUUGAUGAGCAUAAUCCGAGAAGAUGUCCGAACUAUAGCACUCAAUCCUGUGUUCGGAACUAUGUGGAGAGCAUUGUGCAGCGAUAGAACCUAUCCUCGACGUGAUGAAAUUGUCCUUGCAUUCAGCCAACAUGUCGACAAAAUUCAAAAUUCAGAGGAGCGGGCUCAAAUGAAGGCGUGGCUUGAGAAUUCUUACGACUACGCGGAAGAAAUAUUAACUAUCAUCAACGCUGUUCAUGAAACAGAACAGUUUCCUUGCGUGUUUCUGGAUCCUACGCUACGAUUCUCCAGCACUAGCGAAGAUGGAGAUGAACCAAUCUCAGCAUUGACAAGAGCUGACCUGCUUGAAAUCGGUCGAUCCUGCAACGCUCCCAUUCUGCGGCGUGUCGGCCGCGUUCUAACCCAACUGACAUUUGCUGGAUCCGCGAGCGAGAUGCCGGAGCACGUUGCAGCAGCAUCCACUGAGCAGGUGCCAAGAAUUCCGCUGGCCCUGGCUUCAGAGAAAUAUGGCCGUCAGUUUUGGAAGGUUCUUUUCCAUCUUAUUGUCCCAGGUACCAGACUAUCAGGUCGUCCGGCUGCUCUCGUUGCCGCCCUAAGUAUACGAAUUGGAGUCGCUCACUUCACUGGCAUUGCUGCAAGCGAGAUGCUUGUGUUCAAGGACAGGUGGAACGACAUCUCUGUGCCCGAGAACUGGAACAUGGGCUGUUUGACCCUUCUCGUGGAUGCCGACGAAGGAUAUCAAACAUGGCAGGUGGACUCAGCGUCAAUGCUGCAAGACCAGGAGGCGAUUAAGAAGCCUGUUCGACUUUUGAAGAAAACCGAUCGUAAGCUUUUUGAGCAACUGGUUGCCUUCAAGAUCUUGGAACUGAAUCUCGAUGCUCCCCUGACGGCCCGUGUUCCAUGGACUCCACAGAAGUCAAGUGCGCCCGUCGGACCUUUGACGACAUGCCGAUCUUGUCAAUACAUCCGAUCUGUCACAGUAAUGGGAAAGAGUAGCAAGUGCGGUAUUUGCCUGGCUACAGACUAUGCUACCCAGAAAGAGAAGGAAAAAUAUAUAUCCACUGGUGUCUCCCGGGACAUCGACCGUGUCUCUGAAGCAACAUGGGUCGAGUGUGGCCUGGAAACGACCGCACGGGCAAUCUCCAUGGAGAACACCUUCUCCUGGCUUAUCCACGACACACAGAAUUCGAUCGCAGAGUUGUUCAAGAAUCAUUCGCUAUUCUCUACGGUCUCCAAUGUGGGAACUAUUAGCUUCCUUUCUCGGAUAAAGCUCUUCCCAUCCGGCAAAGCAACCCUCACUCACCGAGAAAAGCGCAUCCAUAACGCAACUGAGUUGGCAUCCAUUAUCCAUGAGAUGGUUAUUGGGCGCAAGACAAUCCAGAUUGACUGUUCGCUAUGUUUCUCAACAUUCCAUCCCGGUACACUGAACCCCGCUUGUGGCCGACAUGGGUGCCUUCAGCGAAUUUGUACCACCUGCUUAGCAGGAUGGUACGGCCAGAAUGCACCUGGCUCUGUUAUCAACACCGCUGCCCUUGCAUGUCCGUUCUGCCGCCGAUACCCCACGCCUCGCACGCUUGCCAAGUAUGGAAUGGGCAUCCAGGGGGUCAGAGGGCUGGCUGAUGCGGUACGCGACAAGGGCACUUCGAUCUAUGCCUGGUGUCAGGAAUGUGCCUCCGCAAAGGAGUAUAUGCAGCGAACCUGCGCAAGAGGAACACCCCAACUAUCCAACUGGUCAUGCUACGAAUGUGUACAAGAGCUUGAACGACAGCGAUUGGAGGAAGAACGACGGACAGCAGAGGAAUUAUUCGCCAUUGCGCGAUUGGAGAGGAAUAUUCACCUGGCUGAAGCGGUGGAGCAUCAGCGAGACUUGGCCAACCAGAAGGAAGAGGAGCGCAGGAUACGGAAUCUCGCGCCAUGUCCCCGAUGCAAAGUCAUUACUGAGAAGAUUUCUGGGUGUGGCCAUAUGAGUUGUCCCAUGUGCGGCACAGAGUGGUGCUUUUUCUGUGCCAAAGUCAUUCCUGGCGACAUAUAUGAUCAUAUGGCUCAGAAGCAUGGGGGCAUAUUUCAAGAAGAUUUUGAGAGGGAAGUGGUGCCCCAGAGAGUCCAGAGAAUGAUGGAAGAUGACGGCCAGAAGACAACGAACGACGAAGAGUCUGGUUAA